Photinus pyralis (common eastern firefly) is the source of this 2058-nucleotide messenger RNA. Its product is annotated as caseinolytic peptidase B protein homolog. Gene Ontology annotation, biological process: cellular response to heat. Gene Ontology annotation, cellular component: mitochondrion; cytoplasm. The record is from RefSeq and is a predicted model, not a curated record. Lineage: Eukaryota; Metazoa; Arthropoda; Insecta; Coleoptera; Lampyridae. The transcript has 8 exons. Bases 152 to 1978 code for a protein of 608 amino acids. Gene Ontology annotation, molecular function: protein binding; ATP hydrolysis activity; ATP binding.
GCUUAUGUAAUCUAUGGUCGAAGAAAUGCAGUGGGCGAGGUUGGUAAACAUGGUUUAGUGACCUAACCAAACAUUCCACAAGAUUUGAAAUUUUAGUGUUUAUUAUGAAAUAUUCUAGAAUUGUCAUUUUAAAUAGUUAAACCGCAUUAAAAUGUUGAAAUUUACACAUGGUGUAAAGCUCUUCAGGUCUCUCCGCAAGUCUUUAAGAUUUUCUAGUUCUAUUCUAAACAAUUCCAACCUUCACAUUGCUAACAUUGCUAGGAAUAAUUAUGGGAAAUAUGGCAAAGGACAGGAAUGGACCAUUCCGGGAUUAAAUCUCUAUUCUCUCAUCUUACCAUUUAGUAUAGGCAUAGCACAUUGUGACAGUAACUAUGAAGAUAAACAGUUUUUUCGUGUGGUUCGAUAUGGUAUAGCUGUUGAGGUUCAAAAACUGCUGGAGAUGUACAGUAUUGAUGUGAAUAAACGGCACUAUUUAGGUUGGACACCUUUAAUGGUGGCAGUUGUUAAUCAGAAAUUCGACGUCUGCAAACUUUUAGUCGCGGCAGGUGCCGAUCUAAAUCUGACUGACGAGUACACAAAUCCGCACAGAACUGCACAUGAGAAAGGAAUUCACACAUUGGAAGUACUCAUGGUACGAGACGAAGAAUUUUGUAUGAUGCUAAACAACAGGGAGACAUAUUUAGGGUGCACAGCUUUGCAUUACGCAGUAUUGGUAGAUAACUUAGAAAUUGUAAAAUUCUUAAUUGCAAAUGGUGCAAAUCCGUGUAUUGAAAAUGACGCUGGUCACAAACCAUUGCGAUAUGCGCGAGCAAACAGUGAAGUAGAACAGUUCUUAAAAGAUACCACUUCUAAGUACGAAGAACGUCAGAAAGAGAAAGAGUUAGAGGAACGCAGGCGAUUCCCCAUUGAGGAACGAUUGAAGCAGUUCAUUGUUGGACAGGAGGGCGCCAUUACAACUGUUGCUGCUUGUGUACGGCGGAAGGAGAAUGGGUGGGUCGACGAGGAUCAUCCAUUAGUGUUUCUUUUUCUGGGAUCAUCUGGAAUCGGGAAGACUGAGCUGGCAAAACAGUUGGCUGGGUAUAUUCAUAAAGAUAAAAAGGCAGCUUCGUUUAUUCGUUUGGAUAUGUCUGAAUAUCAGGAGAAACAUGAGGUAGCAAAAUUAAUUGGGGCCCCUCCGGGUUACAUAGGUCACGACGAUGGCGGUCAAUUAACGAAACGAUUAAAAGCUUGCCCGUCCGCGGUUGUACUCUUCGACGAGGUCGAUAAAGCCCAUCCGGACGUUUUAACUGUACUUCUCCAACUGUUCGACGAGGGACGAUUAACCGACGGGAAGGGCAAAACCAUCGAAUGCAAAGAUGCAAUCUUCAUAAUGACCUCCAAUUUGGCAAGUGACGAGAUUGCUAGUCAUGGAUUGGAAUUAAGACAGGAGAUUGAGAACGUGCGAAAUGAACGUUUGCAGCUCAAAUUAGAUGACAAAGAUAUCGUUGAUAAUAUCACUAUCUCGCGCAAAUUUAAGGAUACUGUUGUGAAGCCAAUUUUGAAAAGGCACUUCAAACGGGACGAAUUUUUGGGCAGAAUUAACGAAAUCGUGUACUUCCUACCAUUCUCUCGAAACGAGUUAAUACAAUUGGUAAAUCGAGAACUGACAGUCUGGGCCAAGCGGGCCACCGACAAGCACAAAAUCGACUUAAAGUGGGAUAGAAGUGUGGAAUCUGCGCUGGCCGACGGUUACGAUGUCAAUUACGGCGCACGCUCGAUUAAGUACGAAGUGGAACGCCAGGUUGUUAAUCAACUGGCGGCGGCGCACGAACAGGGAUUGCUAGGUAAGGGUAGCACGGUCAAGGUUUCCAUGAGUUGGAAGGAUGUAGAGGAUGUUAAACGUGUGAAGUUGCAAGUUAAGAAGAAAGGCUACAAAGAUUUUAUCGAUAUUGACCAAUUUCAGUCCCCUGUUAAGAAUGUUCACUCCUUUUUUGGUUAAAAUGUAUUUGAAAUAAUAAUAGUACAAUUUGUUUAUAAUUUUGUGUAUAUAUGUUAAAUAAAUUAUUUAUUCAAAUCGAA